Mercenaria mercenaria is the source of this 651-nucleotide messenger RNA. RefSeq lists its product as uncharacterized. The record is from RefSeq and is a predicted model, not a curated record. NCBI's taxonomy places the organism in Eukaryota, Metazoa, Mollusca, Bivalvia, Venerida, Veneridae. The transcript has 7 exons. Bases 74 to 406 code for a protein of 110 amino acids.
CUACGUGUCGCACGCUUUUCAUAUCUGAGAAAGCUCUUGUGAUACACAGAGGCAUUACAAGGUACUUUGCAAGAUGACUCCUGCAGAACAAAAGGAUGCAGAAGCGAAUGGAGCCGGUCUGAAAGAGAUAAAAAGUGAGGUGUCAUCGGAUAGUUCUAGUGAGAACAUACCGCCGUUUCAGAAGAGAUCACGUCGCAAGGAAUGCAUCUACAUCACAAUCGCUGUCGUGCUUGGCGCGGGAUUGAUCGCCGUUCUUGUGUAUUUUUCAGUGACUAAUGCUUUAAAGGAAGACGAUCCAGUUGCAAGAGAAAACACUGGAGAUGAUAUGUCAAGCACUACACCGGAUUAUGGUUCAAACUUCUAUGAAAGCCAGUAUGGAGACAAUUACGAGGCCGAUUGUAAGUAACCAAGGAUUACAUUGGAACCUCUCUCAACCGUACUGCCUCAAACCCAGCCUGUUUAGUUCAAUACGAAAUUUCUACUGCGGUGGUCUGGUACAUGUGUAAGGUGGCGGCCUCUGAAUCCAGGGGUUGCGGGCUCGAGCCCGACUUCGGCCACGACCAAACCUUCUCAUAUGAAUUUAAUGCUGGUUAUUUAAGGAAGUGGACUCAAGUGUGGUUUAAAGAAACUUUAAGUUUUCUUCACAAUCGA